GUUGUGAGAGGACAUCACAAUCAUGAGCGACGCUGCAGCUACCACUUUAGGUACCAUAUCAGCAGUGCAAUCAGCGCUGACUGUACUAUCUGCAUUACAGUUGACGGCCUUCCGCUACCCGUCGGAUUGUUCCUUAACAAAUGCUUCUUCAUACGACUUCAUUGUUGUUGGCGGUGGCAGCGCUGGAUCAGUACUCGCUUACCGUCUCUCAGCUAACACCAAACACAAAGUCCUGUUAAUCGAAGAAGGCUCGUAUCCACCUUUCGAAACUGAAUUACCGUUACUGUUCACGCCGAUACCAAAAACUUCGGUUGACUAUGAUACAUCAUCUGUAAAUGAUGGGUAUACUACCCAGAAUCUGCAAGACCAAAUUAUUAGUCUAACCCAGGGGAAAAUGCUUGGUGGUAGCAGUAACCUCAACCAUAUGAUACACGUACAAGGAGAUCCUCAUGAUUACAACCAGUGGGCUUCCAUUCUAGGAGAUGAUUCCUGGAACUACGAAAAUGUUCUACCAUUCUUCCAGAAAUUAGAAAAUUUGACUGACGUCGAUUUGCUUGCAUCAUCCUUCGCUGACCUCCAUGGUACUGAUGGUAUGAUUAAAAUUGCAAGAGAACCUUCAUCUACAACUGCUAAAUACUUAGAAGCAUUUGCAGAACUUGGAGUCCCAACUGUUGAUGAUACAACAUCUCGUACGUCAUCAAUUGGUGCUACCGACCCUUUGUACACUAUUGCUGACAAUUUACGUCAAAGUAACGCGCUUUCUUACUUGGCACGAGCUAAAUCUUUUGACAAUCUAUGUGUUGCACUAUCUACUAAAGUACACAAAAUUUUGUUCGAUGGUACCACUGCUACUGGUGUUCAAGUCAAUACGUCUAGUGGUGAAUCUCUCGUAUUGUAUGCAAACAAUGAAGUGAUUGUAUCUGCUGGUGCGAUACACUCUCCUCAGUUGUUGAUGUUAUCUGGUAUUGGACCUAAAUCACAUCUAGAAUCACUUGACAUUCCAGUUGUAGCUGAUUUACCUGUUGGUCAAAACCUAAUGGACCAUCCAUCAGCUGUACUCUUAAUUCAGAUGGAAGCUAGCACUGAAGCUACUCCAGCAGCCAACCCAUACGUAUUCCCCGUACCAACUACCACGUUCUAUGCGGCUGUAGAUUCAUCUCAGACUUACCCAGAUUACCAGACUAUCAACCUUGUUUUCCCUCACGACUCAGGCGCUAUGAUGCAACUUUGCACUAACGUUUUUAAAUACUCCAACGAUAUAUGUAACAAAUUCUACGAAGGUAAUGUCGGUAGAUCUGUACUAUUCGUAGUACAUAAUUUGAUGAUGCCAAACUCACGUGGUAAUGUGAGCCUUGCAAGUACUGAUAUCUCAGUAGAUCCAUUAGUAUACACUGGUAUGUACAGUGACAGUAGUGAUUUGGACUUGAUGGUUGAAUGCUUGGAAGAUUUUGCAGGAGUAUUAAAUACAACAUACUUUAAAAGCGUUGAUGCAGCGCUCGUCGAUACUGGACUAUGCACUGGUAAAACAGGUACUGAGUUCUGGAAAUGUUACGCUUUGGGAAUGUCUUCUACUAUGUGGCAUUAUGCAGGUACUUGUGCUAUGGGAUCAGUUGUGGACAGCACACUUAAAGUUAAGGGCGUGAGUGGCCUGCGAGUUGCUGAUGCUAGUGUUAUGCCUACUGAAGUUAGUGGUAACAUAAACGCUGCAGUUACGAUGAUUGGUGAGAAAGCUUCCGCGUAUAUUCUCGCUGAUUAUUAAUGGUCAAUAAUUUCGAUACCAUAGGCUCUCCGUAUUAUUCAAUUUAAUUUAGAAUUUUGUCACUAAUUAACUCGUUCUGAGCCAACUGUUACAAUGCCUAGCCUUCUUCUUUUAAAAUUGUAUAAACUGCUAAUGUAAACUGAAGUUACC
This is a messenger RNA of Spodoptera exigua (beet armyworm), 1909 nucleotides long. The record is from the annotation of a GenBank genome assembly. Lineage: Eukaryota; Metazoa; Arthropoda; Insecta; Lepidoptera; Noctuidae.